Molecule: messenger RNA, 702 nt
Organism: Melospiza georgiana
Lineage: Eukaryota; Metazoa; Chordata; Aves; Passeriformes; Passerellidae
Exons: 6
Coding region: 1-702 (233 amino acids)
Source: RefSeq, a predicted model, not a curated record
AUGGCAGAAAAUGUCAUUAACUCUGACCGCAACUUGCCUGAACCACCCAGAGCCAGGCUACACACCAUCCCUGACGGCCAAGGUCAAAGCCAUUGUCCCAGAACACGAGCUGCUGCUCUUGGAGCUGUCCUGCUUGUGAUCAUCCUCCUGCUGGCCAUAGCCCUGUAUCUGACACUCACCACGGGCAGCCAACAGGACUCAACAGCACUGACCUUCAGCAGCCAAAAUGUCUCAGCACCAUUGUCCCCCAGCAGCCAAGAGGAAUCAACAGAGUCACCCCCCAGCCAUGAGGAGGCACCAGGAAGGAGUUGUUGUUCCACAACUCGAGUUGCUGUCCUGGUCACUGAGAUAAUCGUGCUCCUGCUCAUUGUUGUGUGUCAGGUACUCCCAUGUAAAAGCCAUUGUUCCAGAAAACAAGUGUCUGUCCUGGUUGUUGUCCUGGUUCCCAUUGUAGUGGCCCUCACCCUGUCUUGGACACUCCCACAUGGUCAAACUGCGGGCAGCCGAAAGGGCUCAACAACAUUGUCUCCCACCAUUCAAGAGGACCCAACAACAUUGUCUCCCACCAUUCAAGAGGACCCAACAACAUUGUCCCCUACCACUCAAGAGGACCCAACAACAUUGUCCCACAUCCCUGAAAGGACACCAGGUAGGCAAUCCUCUGUCUUUCCAAACGGAGUUGCCAGAAGUCUGUUGGAUUGA